AUGAGAGCUGCAAGAUACUACGGAAAAGAGGACAUUCGCAUCGAGCAAGUGCCUGAACCCCCUUGCGGACCCAACCAGAUCAAGAUUGCUCCAGCAUUUGUCGGAAUUUGCGGAACUGAUCUCCACGAAUACCUCGGCGGCCCCAAUUUCUGCCCCGCCUCCAGGCACCCUGUGACAGGCGAAACCAUCCCCGUCACACUGGGCCAUGAGUUCUCCGGUGUCAUCAAGGAGAUUGGCUCCGAGGUCAAAGCGGAGGGCAACAUCAAAAUCGGCCAGCCAUGUGCAGUGCAGCCGACCGUCUACUGCGGCAAGUGCGCUGCCUGCACGAGUGGCGCCGAAAACGUAUGCCAUACGGGCGGCUUCAUCGGCCUUAGUGGCGGAGGCGGCGGACUGAGCGAGGCGGUGUCGGUACCUGCUGAUCAAGUCUUUCCCCUGCCCGACGGCGUGCCCCUCGAGCUGGGCGCCCUGGUGGAGCCGCUUUCUAUUUCUUGGCAUGCCGUGUCUGCCGUGAAUAUUACGCCUGAUUCCACGGUGCUGAUCAUGGGCGGAGGACCGAUCGGCCUUGCUGCGGUCCUGUGCUUGGUCAGUAAGGGGGUAAAAAAGAUUAUAGUUGCAGAGAUUGCGACUGCUCGUCAACGAUUCGCAAAAGAAUUCGGCGCAACGGACAUUAUCAACCCGAAAGAGCAAGAUGUUGUGAAGGAGACGUUUGCCAUCACGAAUGGCGUUGGUGCCGAUUACGUAUUUGAUUGCGCCGGAGUACCUGCUAGUGUUAAAGCAGCAUGCCAAUCAGUCAAGACCCGAGGGACUGUGGUCAAUGUCGCUAUUUGGGAAAAGGAGAUUCCGUUUAACCCUAACUGGAUCACAUGGAAGGAAAGCUCGUACAAGUCCGUGCUAGGCUACCAAAAGGCUGAUUAUCAGGCUGUGAUUGAAAAUUUGAGAACUGGUGCUUUAAGGCCAGCGGCUAUGAUUACCAGAAAAAUCCCACUUGAGGACUUGCUAGAGAAAGGAAUAACUGCGCUUAUCACAGACAAGGACAACCAGGUCAAGGUUCUGGUUGAUCUCAAUGCGGCGGCAUAG
Molecule: messenger RNA, 1077 nt
Organism: Colletotrichum truncatum
Lineage: Eukaryota; Fungi; Ascomycota; Sordariomycetes; Glomerellales; Glomerellaceae
Product: putative alcohol dehydrogenase, zinc-containing
Biological process (GO): butanediol biosynthetic process
Cellular component (GO): cytoplasm
Molecular function (GO): zinc ion binding; (R,R)-butanediol dehydrogenase activity
Source: RefSeq, a predicted model, not a curated record